Penicillium mononematosum is the source of this 1152-nucleotide messenger RNA. Its product is annotated as TauD/TfdA dioxygenase family protein. NCBI's taxonomy places the organism in Eukaryota, Fungi, Ascomycota, Eurotiomycetes, Eurotiales, Aspergillaceae. Gene Ontology annotation, cellular component: cytoplasm. Gene Ontology annotation, molecular function: 2-oxoglutarate-dependent dioxygenase activity. The record is from RefSeq and is a predicted model, not a curated record. The transcript is spliced from 3 exons. Bases 1 to 1152 code for a protein of 383 amino acids.
AUGGCACCAUCAUUAGAAGAGCCCGUGGUGACUGUGGCCCCAACUACGGCCAAGUUUACCGUUCCCGUCCUCGCGGAGGACCUCGCUGGUGAUAACAAAUUUGGCUAUCAGCCCGGCCGGACCCCAGUCACUCAACACGACAACUAUGCAUACGAAGACUUCCUGCCCUCAUUUCCGGAUAUCCAUUGGGCCCCGCUUGAAUACACUCCCUACCAGGACAAGGGACUGCGAGGAGACCCCAAGUUCCGCAACAUUCUGAGGGACGCCACAGCCGUCUUUGAUCUCAACCCUAAGAUUGGAACUGAAAUCCAUGGUGUUGAUCUCGCAAAGCUUGAUGAUGCACAGCGGGAUGACCUGGCCCGGUUGAUUGCAUACCGAGGCGUUGUCUUUUUCCGCUCCCAGAAGAACUUCGAUAUCGAGGCUCAACGCCAAUUGGGCCAAUAUUGGGGCAAGCUGCACAAGCAUGCCACUACGUCCGUUCCCCGAAAGCCAGGUCUCGAGGAUGUUCAUGUCGUCUACACUGGCGACAACUCCGGCGACAACCGUGCUCUCUUCACACCCAGUUUCUUAUGGCACUCAGAUGUGACUUAUGAAAUCCAGCCACCAUCCUACACAUCACUUAAGCUUCUCUCUGGCCCACCCCCGAGGAGGCGGUGGCGACACCCUUUGGUCCUCACAAUACGCUGCCUACGAUAUACUCUCCUCGCAUAUGCAAAAUUACCUCAAAGGCCUCACGGCCCUUCACUCAGCCGACAUGCAAGCCAACGACUCCCGGGCACUAGGCCGGCCAUCACUGGCUGGAACGGACUUUUCUUCAACCCUGGCUUCGUGAAGAAGAUCGUCGGUAUCCCGGCAGCAGAAAGUGACGCUAUCAUCCGGUUCCUUACUGAUGUAAUCGCCACGACUCAGGAGAUGCAUGCCCGCUUCUCAUGGGGUGAGGAGGAUGUCGCGAUCUGGGAUAACCGGUCCACUAACCACAGUGCUUCUUACGGCUUUACGCCACACCGUCGUCAUGCUGUGCGUGUUGCGGUCCAUGCUGAGAAGCCUGUGCUUAAAGAGUCGGGAAAGUCUCAGGAGGAUGAAUUGAAUGCUUUGUAUGGAUUACCAACAGUCAACAAGGAUGGGUCUCGCCAGUCGAACUAUAACGACUAG